Selaginella moellendorffii is the source of this 656-nucleotide messenger RNA. Its product is annotated as jmjC domain-containing protein D-like. The coding region runs from base 9 to 593 and encodes 194 amino acids. Gene Ontology annotation, molecular function: 2-oxoglutarate-dependent dioxygenase activity. The record is from RefSeq and is a predicted model, not a curated record. The transcript has 8 exons. NCBI's taxonomy places the organism in Eukaryota, Viridiplantae, Streptophyta, Lycopodiopsida, Selaginellales, Selaginellaceae.
GUUUGGCUAUGGAGGAAAAUUGGCGCCCACCGUCGAGGGACGAAUUCCGGGAGAUGGAAGCUCGAAACAUUCCCGAGGUUUUUCCAGGGAUUCUGCGGCAAUGGCCCGCAUUUGAGCGGUGGAAUCCAGCCACUGGCGGUGUCGAGCAUCUUAAGGAAAUCGCAGGAGAACCUCUAGUGCAAGCAAUGGUGAGCAGCGAUGGCUCUACGUUCUUCGGUGAUAUUAGAAGCCAUGAAAGAGUAGCGUUGCCUUUUAGAGAAUAUCUAGACAUGGUUUUGUCACCUGGAGAGCACAACGAUCACUUUUAUCUGGCACAGGUUCCUAUACGCGUGAAAGACUCAACCGAGAAACCUCCGCUCGCUUCUCUGGAAUCCGAGAUAUCCCUGCCAGAGUUCCUGGACGAGGAUGCGGUCUCAAACAUCAACCUUUGGAUGAGUUCGACGUCUUCUCGAUCAAGCAUACAUUAUGAUCCAUACCACAAUGUUCUUGGAGUCGUGACGGGUCAGAAGAAGUUACCCUGUGGCCUCCUGAUGCGGCGCCAUAUCUGUACCCCAAGCCACUGUAUGGAGAAGCUUCGAACCAUAGCGAGGUGAACUUUGUAGAACCAGACUACCAAAAAUUUCCACGCUUUAGAGAUGCAUUAAAAGACAGUCGGG